Molecule: messenger RNA, 198 nt
Organism: Prunus armeniaca (apricot)
Lineage: Eukaryota; Viridiplantae; Streptophyta; Magnoliopsida; Rosales; Rosaceae
Source: the annotation of a GenBank genome assembly
AUGGCAUUUGAUCCUAACCAACAUCUAAGUCGCAAAUCAACCACUCCGUUGGACAUCCUCACGGGGAAAAUGAUUGGUUGUGGUACUAGGCGGGGCAAACUCUACUAUUUGGACUGGGCACCGAAUAGUGAGACCAAGGUUAGUCAAACUUUCACAACCAGUGGAGCUAGUUCUGAGAGGCAGAGAGACAAAGUUUGA